AUGUAUUACUUAAUAAUUAUUCUGGCGGCGACACAUGUCAAUGGCUAUGGCGUCAAAAAUUACCCCCCAGACAACGAACUACAGUCUUCGCUGCUGCAAUACGCCAAGGAGCGACUCACUGUAGAUCAACGCUUGCAGCGCCUCAAGGUCGACCAUGGGCUUGACAUCAAGAGCUCGAAACUUGCCCAGCUUAACAAUAAAUUCAGCGUGCCUAGUGUUCGGAAGCCUCUCCCAAGAGAUAUGGCUACUCAGGCGGUCCUUGAAAAGGUUGCAGAGGACCUUACUCAAGGAAACGGGGUAGGAACUAUUGCAACUCUCCUCUGUAACGAAGGAAUAUCUUUGCCAAGAGACUUUAUACGGAAUGUAUUGGCAAAUCAUGCCCCAGAGGGUUUAGCACGUCGCUUUCCCGGGGCCAAUAGGAUUCACCGCUCUGCGCUAGUAUCAAUCGGCCCCAAUCAUCAGCACCAUGCAGAUGGACAUGACAAAUUGAAUGCGCAGGCGCUGAAUAUGGGCGGCGUCGGCUUUGGUAUCUAUGGUAUAAAGGACCAGUGGACAUCAUUUGUGCUAGCGCUCGUCGUUGUUCCUAAUAAUCGACUGGCAUGCACCACUGGCCAUGUCCACCUCGAUACGGUUGAAACAACGGGAAUCAUUCCCAUCACGUUUAUAAUGGACAAGGGCUCGGAGACCGCAUAUAUUUUUGCUAAUCAAACCGGCCUGAGGGCGGCUUAUGCCCCGGAUAUUGACGCAACUAGGUUUCCGGCCGCCCAACAUCUUCGCAGCGUUCAUAACACGCCAAUCGAGGGUCUUUGGCACUGGUUUCUCAAAACAUUCGGAUUUAAUGUCAGAGACUUUAUCCGUCAGGGAUACCUCGAUGGGAUUUACAAUCCGAAUAACCCCGUGCACCCCCAAUUAUUCUACUGGCUGUGGCCGAAGAUUCUCCAGCUCCAACUUGAUAUUUUUGUCGAAUAUUGGAACAACCAUAAAAUCCGAUACCAGAAAGACAAACCCAACAUGUCAGGUCAGACCCCUCGACACGCUUUCACAGUCCCGCCUGAAGCCCCGUACGAGAAUUGUGGUAUCAAGGUUGACCGGGCCGUGACCGAUGCUCUCCGUGGACAGAUACCCGUCUCACGGGAAGAUUCGAUGCGCUGGGUAGACGAAUCAUUUGAGAAAGCCGCAGAGGAUGCAUACAAUGUGAUAGGUCGGCCCCCACUUUCUAUGGCCGUUGGAUGGUCUGUUUUCUCCUCUAUGGCACAAUUGAUCGAUCAAGUGGGUAGUUAG
Molecule: messenger RNA, 1281 nt
Organism: Laccaria bicolor S238N-H82
Lineage: Eukaryota; Fungi; Basidiomycota; Agaricomycetes; Agaricales; Hydnangiaceae
Exons: 7
Coding region: 1-1281 (426 amino acids)
Source: RefSeq, a predicted model, not a curated record